This is a messenger RNA of Centropristis striata (black sea bass), 2297 nucleotides long. RefSeq names its product exonuclease 3'-5' domain containing 1 (gene exd1). Gene Ontology annotation, biological process: nucleobase-containing compound metabolic process. The record is from RefSeq and is a predicted model, not a curated record. Gene Ontology annotation, molecular function: nucleic acid binding; 3'-5' exonuclease activity. The coding region runs from base 179 to 1852 and encodes 557 amino acids. The transcript has 11 exons. NCBI's taxonomy places the organism in Eukaryota, Metazoa, Chordata, Actinopteri, Perciformes, Serranidae.
AAAUAACGGCAGAAGAACCGUGCGCUUCGUGAAUGUAACAUCAGAGCUCUGUGAUCGACGGCUGGUAGCUAACUAGCUAGCAAGUUGUUGCUGUGGCUACUGCAAAAGGCGUUGCCUGACAUUUCUAAACAAGCAGCUUUACGGUUUAAUAUUGCUUAAAACUUUAUAUGACUUCAAAAUGGUUGUGGAGGACACCCAGUUUCUGAGUAUCCUCAAGGGAAAACGCGUUAAACUGACCCUCAAGACUACAUCUUACCUCGGAGUCAUCCAACGUAUAAAUCCCAACAAAACGCUGAUUCUUGCAGACGUUGUCAGUGGCAGUAAUGGCUGUAAAUUUCCUGGCUCCAAAAUGUUUUUCGGGCAUGAGGUUCUGAAUGUGGAAUUUACCAAUGACGAGAACACAGGCAAAGGUCAUAUUCAUGACCAUAGACUUGAAGAGCAUUUGAACGUGGAAAAAUUUCAGCCAUACAGGAAGACAAUUGCACUGGAUUAUGAUGAUGAAGAUGAAGAGGAGUAUAUCAACUUUGUAGUCAUAGAUGAGUUCCAUGAGAAGUUUGGGUCUGCUGUGAUGCACAUCAAGAAGCAGCAUGUGAUCGGUGUGGGAGCGGAUGGAGUUGAGGUAUUUAAGCACGGGAGACUGUGUUGGCUGCAGAUUGCCACUAAAAGCAAAGUAUACCUGUUCGAUAUCCUGUUACUCGGAGCUCGAGCCUUUAAGAAUGGCCUUUCCAUGAUCCUGGAAAAUAAGCACAUACUGAAGGUCAUUCAUGACUGCAGAGCCAUUGCUGGAUGUCUGAUCGCUCAGUUUGGAGUGAAGCUAACAAACGUCUUUGAUACGCAGGUGGCAGAUGUCAUGUGCUUCUACUCAGAGACAGGAGGCCUCCUUCCUGACAGAGUCAGUACUCUGCAGGAGGUGGUGAGUCUCCAUCUAAAGGUGCCCUCCUCCCAGCUCUUAUCCCUUCAGAUGAAGUCGCAGCUCACCAAGGAAGAAAGGGAGAUGUGGUACAAGCGGCCCUGUCCUGUCCCCCUGCUGAAGGUGAUGGCACUGUCGGUGAUCCACCUUCAGCCUCUCAGACUGGUGCUGCUGGAUAAAAUCAUGACAGACUAUAUGUCACUAGUGGAUUCAUACCUCAACAACAGCCAGUACGAACCUGGCGAAUUGGAGCAUGUCAGCAUGGAGAGUGUGUUAGAGUUGCCCAGAGAGCUCCGGCAGCUCGAGCAAAUGCAUCGCGAGCGGCAGGAGUGGGCUGUCGACCACUACCCCGUCACAGAGCAAGGUCUGCUGGCUCGCUUCAACCCCCGCAGUCAGUCUCCAGCCCAGACGUCUCCUGCAGCAGAGGAGCACAACCAAGCAGAUUCCUCUGAACCAACAACUUUGGAAUCACAAGUUGACACUGUCCUUCACAAGCCCCCAAACAGUGUUUUGUCAGUGGAUGCCCAUGUCUCCCCUGACCCAACAGCAGCCACUGUAUCAGACCUCAGGAGACAAAUGUCUGUUAGUAGUCCCUUGUCUCAGGGUGUAGGCAGAGGGCGCGCAGAUGCACUGAUGGACACAAUGGGUAGAGGAAGGCCCGUUGGGAAAGAGCAGUCAUCCAUCCGUGCCUUAUCUGCCAUAGGAAGAGGCUUCCUUCUCCAAAUAUCACAAGAUCAGAUACCCAGAGAGUGCAUGGGGGUCAUGAUGACUCCAGGUAGGAUUUGGACGUCUCCUUCGUGUCACAGCCACACACUUGCCCAAGAAGUAUUGCCCCAGCCUGGCCCCGGUGCAGAUGACCUGCCAAAGGACACAGGAGAACCUUUUACAUCGACAACUGAGUCAUCUUCACUCAUGCAGUCAUUCAGGUCUUUCAGAUAUUGAAGAAAGUGUUAAAAGCCAUAUAAGGAGUUGCAUUGGUCAAUUGUUUGUAGUUCCUUAAAGUGACCAGUAGAUGGCAGUAAAUAUUAUGUUUUGUGUCGAGGUUUGUUUGAUAACCAGGCAUUUGUGAAAAGUCUUUAGAGAAAAAAAGAUUCAGUUGUUUGGAUGUUGCAUGCCAGUUCACUUGAAUAAUAUCUGUAUUUUGUUUGGCAAAUCAUUUGCCUGUCUUUAACAGCUAAAUCCUUCUUAAUAUUUUGAUUGAGUGAUAAUUGAUUGCACUCUUAUCUGUAACAUUUAGAUAAUCUGUAUGAUAUUCAAAAGAUUCAAGUGUUUAUGCUGAUUUAUGUUUAUCAUUAAGAGAGUGACAAGAAGUAAUAGCCUUGGCUGUUGUAACAAAACUACAACCAAAAACAGCUCCACAUGUCCAAUAAACCAAAUUGUGAGCUGA